This is a messenger RNA of Bombyx mandarina (wild silkworm), 684 nucleotides long. RefSeq names its product trypsin-3. Gene Ontology annotation, biological process: proteolysis. The record is from RefSeq and is a predicted model, not a curated record. Gene Ontology annotation, molecular function: serine-type endopeptidase activity. NCBI's taxonomy places the organism in Eukaryota, Metazoa, Arthropoda, Insecta, Lepidoptera, Bombycidae.
CUUUACCACCCACGAUAUGUCCGAACAAUAUAAAGUGAUACAGGAGCCAUGUCAACGGUGAGAAGUGUACGGACGGACAAAGAAAAAUGGAUAAAAAGUACAAAGAAUGAAUACGGUGCAAAUAAAUGUAAGAAGAGUUCAAAUCGGAAAACAAGAUGGCGUCGCACGAGACGGAACACAAGAUGGCGGCUGAGCACAAAAUGGCUGAUACCUUUGAUCGUUUUAAAUGUUGGCGGGCAGAGCAACGCUGUUGAAAUUCUAACCAGCAGCGUCUUGGCCUCGAUCCUCGGGUACCCGUCGACUUGCAUCCUCGGUUCCGAGGUCAGACCUUGCACUUUGACUCUUACGUGCUGGCUCCGAGGCGGCACCGGGGUCCGGGGCUGUGGAAGCGGCUGGCUGUUCUCUUGCUGCGCAUCCGUCGAAGCACCUGGAACCAAUAAUAUCGACAACAGUAUACCGUCUUCGGACUGGAAGUACAAAGUUUCUCCUCCGAAGCUCCGCACAGUGCCUCAACGAAGCGUCGUACCAACAAAUGUCUUCAGAAGGAGAGUGGACGAUGACGCUACCCAGGGAGGAGUUUUGAUUAGGAAAUCUGUGGGAUUCAGUCCUCCUCGCAUCGCUUUCCUCAUCACUGAAGAUCUUGACUCUCCCGCUGCAUCAUUUUAUCACGAUGGGUGUGAAUAG